Molecule: messenger RNA, 234 nt
Organism: Histoplasma mississippiense
Lineage: Eukaryota; Fungi; Ascomycota; Eurotiomycetes; Onygenales; Ajellomycetaceae
Exons: 3
Coding region: 1-234 (77 amino acids)
Source: RefSeq, a predicted model, not a curated record
AUGUCAGACUUUAUUGUCAUGAUCUUUCAAAUGCUUCUGACAGAUGAUCAUGAGCAGAGCUUGGGCGUGGGGGAAUAUCAUCAUCCGCCACUACUGAGCCAGAGGGCAGGACGCGAGAUUGCAUGUAUAAUCCAGGUGGCAACUCUUGAGAAGACUCAGCUCAUUGCAAAGGAUUUUUCUGAGCUGCGCAUCCACUUCUGGCCCGACGUAUGGCCAUUCAUGGUGGGGCUAUAG